Molecule: messenger RNA, 915 nt
Organism: Liolophura sinensis
Lineage: Eukaryota; Metazoa; Mollusca; Polyplacophora; Chitonida; Chitonidae
Product: sperm-associated antigen 8-like
Exons: 6
Coding region: 87-692 (201 amino acids)
Biological process (GO): positive regulation of transcription by RNA polymerase II
Cellular component (GO): nucleus; cytoplasm
Molecular function (GO): microtubule binding
Source: RefSeq, a predicted model, not a curated record
UUGUUCGCGAUAAACACAACCUACACUUGGGUGUGGGCAUUUAUCUUCUUUGGCCACACUGGACUGAUAUACUGAGUAACAGCAAGAUGAGCCUUUUGAACCAAGGCCGAAAUGAGAUCAGAUUCAACAAUUCUGGUGGUAAAUGUCUUCUAGAGAACUGGGUGGAAGAGCGAGCAGUGUAUGAAUUGGACCCUCAGGAAUUAUCAGGAAACAUAACCAGCAAAGCUCAGUUACUUAAAGAUGGACAUGCAGGGAUACUCAACAGAGACUUCAGUGCUAAAGUCGAGGGUGAAAGCACAGUCAUGUCAUCCUAUAAAGUUCCCCAAAAAGUGAACGUUAGACUUACAGGUAAAAAGCAGGAGAUGAUUGAAAGAAUGGUCUUGGAAAAAGUACACAAGGAAAUUCAAGAUAUCAAUCCCCAAGUAGAACCACCUGAUUAUAAAUCAGUUACAAUGAAAGACUUCAACAUUGAAGAUUUUGUGUCACAAAAACCCAAACCCACACAUAAUCAUGAUUAUAAACGCGACCAAGCAGUGACAUUUUGGACAGAACACGCAGACAAAAUUACAGGAGUAUCACAAAAGAAGACGGGUGACUCAGCCUUCAGGAAAAACGACGCCUUCAGCAAACCUAUUGACGAGAGAUGGGAUGAGCCGCUGCCAUAUGAACUAGAAAAUUACCCCAAAAUGUAGAUUGACGAUCACCUGCAAAUUUUCAAUUGUAACAUACAUUCAUCACAGGUAUCAUUUUAAGUAUGCCCAUCUUAUAGUGUAUUUUAGAAUUUAAGAAAGCCCCUGUUUGUUUUUACCUGCCAUAUGUGGCGAAAUGAAUAAGUACUUCGUCAAUACGUGGGUCAGUUUAAAUCCUGUACCUAAUGUAUAUUUGUACAUAAAAUGACGUAUGUAUUUGAUGGUA